CCGGCCAAUAGCAGGCGACCGGGCCGGGAACCCGGGUACUAUCGGUGGAUUCGGGGCCAGCAUGAAUGGCUGUGAGGCCGAGAGAUUCUCCCACCAGAUAACUUAUCGACCCAAGGAAAUGAGUUGCUGAUCGGAUUCUAGAAGGGAAAAUGGCGGUGGCGGGUGGGGAUUCCCUAAGGGGGGGUGCCCUAUCCUAUUGCCCUACCUGGCCCUGGAUCCCUUACUGGACAGAGUGGACAACGGAUACGCUGCGUUGGCCGAGGAAUACUUCGCCUCAUCGUUGCACCGCCGCGAAAGUCGGCCUAUAAAUAGGUAAAACCGUCGUUGGAUGUAGAAAAGGCCGUCGUGUCCGUCCUGCUC
Molecule: messenger RNA, 360 nt
Organism: Aspergillus steynii IBT 23096
Lineage: Eukaryota; Fungi; Ascomycota; Eurotiomycetes; Eurotiales; Aspergillaceae
Exons: 1
Coding region: 150-308 (52 amino acids)
Source: RefSeq, a predicted model, not a curated record